UGCUGCGUAAACGGCUGCGAGAAUCGCCGCCGCGCGCGCUGCAGGCGUAAGCGGCGGGACUUUGCCCCCGCCCCGCCGCCGCCGAGCUCAGCGCUCCCGUCCCGCCGCCAUGGCUGCCCCGGGGCCGGCGCGGCUCUUCCGGGCCGCCGCCGCUUCUUCCCGCCGCUGGCUCUUCUCCUCCACCUCGCCGGCAGCCGGGCCGAGGCCGGGCUGCAGCGGCGCUGCCGCCUCCGGGAGGGCAGCGCGGCCGUUCAGCCUUUCUGCCCGGGCGGCCCUCAGCUCAGAAGAUAAAAUAACUGUUCACUUCAUAAACCGUGAUGGUGACAAACUGACAGCCAAGGGAAAACCUGGGGAUUCACUGCUGGAUGUUGUUGUUGACAAUAAUCUAGACAUAGAUGGUUUUGGUGCAUGUGAAGGAACGCUAGCCUGUUCAACUUGUCAUUUAAUAUUUGAAGACCACAUAUUUGAGAAACUAGAUGCAAUUACUGAUGAAGAGAUGGACAUGCUGGACCUGGCUUAUGGCCUCACAGAAACAUCACGUUUAGGCUGCCAAAUCUGCUUGAAGAAAUCAAUGAAUGAUAUGACUGUUCGAGUACCAGAAGCUGUGGCUGAUGCUAGACAAUCAGUAGAUAUGAGUAAAAACUCCUAAAAGAAAAUAUCCUAGGGGUUUUAAAGAAGCUUAAUUAUUUUUAUAACUUAUUUUUAAAUGUGUAAUUAAAUAUGGAAACUUACAUAAUUGUGAGUUAUUUUAUAUGACUAUCAAUACUAGAUUAAUGCUAUUUUAAUUUU
Zonotrichia leucophrys gambelii is the source of this 789-nucleotide messenger RNA. RefSeq names its product ferredoxin 1 (gene FDX1). The coding region runs from base 110 to 649 and encodes 179 amino acids. NCBI's taxonomy places the organism in Eukaryota, Metazoa, Chordata, Aves, Passeriformes, Passerellidae. The record is from RefSeq and is a predicted model, not a curated record. Gene Ontology annotation, molecular function: 2 iron, 2 sulfur cluster binding. The transcript is spliced from 4 exons. Gene Ontology annotation, biological process: P450-containing electron transport chain.